Symphalangus syndactylus (siamang) is the source of this 2498-nucleotide messenger RNA. It is a transcript of the gene MTCH2, whose product is annotated as mitochondrial carrier 2. Gene Ontology annotation, cellular component: mitochondrion; membrane. The record is from RefSeq and is a predicted model, not a curated record. Gene Ontology annotation, biological process: positive regulation of apoptotic process. NCBI's taxonomy places the organism in Eukaryota, Metazoa, Chordata, Mammalia, Primates, Hylobatidae.
GUGCGUGCGUGCGUGCGCGCCGCGGGCAGGCCAGUGAAACCGGCGGCCUUGGCACGUGACCUAGGACCGGCUCGCCGGGUCGCUUGGUGGCUCCGUCGGUCUGUCCGUCCGCCUGCGGGUGCCAUCAUGGCGGACGCGGCCAGUCAGGUGCUCCUGGGCUCCGGUCUCACCAUCCUGUCCCAGCCGCUCAUGUACGUGAAAGUGCUCAUCCAGGUGGGAUAUGAGCCUCUUCCUCCAACAAUAGGACGAAAUAUUUUUGGGCGGCAAGUGUGUCAGCUUCCUGGUCUCUUUAGUUAUGCUCAGCACAUUGCCAGUAUCGAUGGGAGGCGUGGGUUGUUCACAGGCUUAACUCCAAGACUGUGUUCGGGAGUCCUUGGAACUGUGGUCCAUGGUAAAGUUUUACAGCAUUACCAGGAGAGUGACAAGAGUGAGGAGUUAGGACCUGGAAAUGUACAGAAAGAAGUCUCAUCUUCCUUUGACCACGUUAUCAAGGAGACAACUCGAGAGAUGAUCGCUCGUUCUGCUGCUACCCUCAUCACACAUCCCUUCCAUGUGAUCACUCUGAGAUCUAUGGUACAGUUCAUUGGCAGAGAAUCCAAGUACUGUGGACUUUGCGAUUCCAUAAUAACCAUCUAUCGGGAAGAGGGCAUUCUGGGAUUUUUCGCGGGUCUUGUUCCUCGCCUUCUAGGUGACAUCCUUUCUUUGUGGCUGUGUAACUCACUGGCCUACCUCGUCAAUACCUAUGCACUGGACAGUGGGGUUUCUACCAUGAAUGAAAUGAAGAGUUAUUCUCAAGCUGUCACAGGAUUUUUUGCGAGUAUGUUGACCUACCCCUUUGUGCUUGUCUCCAAUCUUAUGGCUGUCAACAACUGUGGUCUUGCUGGUGGAUGCCCUCCUUUCUCCCCAAUAUAUACGUCUUGGAUAGAUUGUUGGUGCAUGCUACAAAAAGAGGAAAAGCACUUCCAGACUGGGAAGAGUUCAGCAAAACACGGGUUAGAGGACAUUAAACCCCAAAUAGAAGAAAAGAUAAGAGAAAACCUAACCACCUAGCCAUUCAAAAUGAGCUGCAAAUCCCAAGGUGAUGACAGAUCUUUGCAGACAAGAUCCAGGGACCUUUGCCAAUGUGGCUAUGAAGGCUGCGGCAAAAAGGACAGGGGCCACAGUCCUGGACAGCUGCAAAUAUCCUGACAAAAAGGAAGAAAAGGGAGAUCCUGGGCACAUUUGAGGUGAAUUCCCUCAAAAUCUAUUCUAGAAUAUAACAUUAAACCAUGGAUUUGAGAACACCUAGAAAAAUAAGUGGUAUCUUCACAAAGAACAAGAUAUGGUGAAAAUGAUAAAAAUAUCAACAAUAAUUUGUUACUUAUUUACUCAGAGGCCACUAGGAAAAUUCCUUGGGCCAUACAUACUGUUCCUUGUUUCCAGUUAGACACUGAUUGUCUCACGAUUGAAGAGACUAGUAGAAAAACAUCGAUCUCAGAGACUGCCCAGUCAGGUGGAUUCAUGUAACCACUGUGCUCCUUCAUCCCAGUUGGUUAUCCGAUUGCUGCAGAGCUUGCUGAGGAGGUAUCUCUAGUUCUGUGCUCCUAGACCCUGGUCAGCCUAGUAGUGGUCAGUGCCCACCACACUCGCCAAAUUUGCAGAAGGCACCACUGUUGGGAUGAAAAGCUAAUAUUUCAAAGUCAAGAUUCUAAAAUAACUUGAAACAGUGGGCUGAAACCAGCAGGAUGAAAUUUAAAAGAGUAAGUGGAGAGACCUGCAUUUAGAUUAAAAAAAAAAAAAAAUCAGCCACAUAAGCAUAGGAUAUAGGAAGUUUGGUUCGCCAGAGGUGCCUGAGAAAGAGGCUGAGGGCUUGCAGCUGAUCUCAGGUUGAAUGGAAACCGGUAGGAAUGGAGCAGCUGCUUAAAAAGAUAGUGGCUCUCCCCACCUCUUGUUAUUUUAGGCACAAAGGGGUGAAACAGUGAAAAAUAUGGGAGACAUAUUAACAGCAACUGCUGUUAAUGGUUUCUAAUAGAUCCCCUCAGAGGUAUUCAUUCCAAGCACACAUAAGCAAAUGCGUGCUUUUUAUUUUUUCGCAUAAAUGGUGGUAUAUUGUGCACCUUGUUUUUUAUUUCACUUAACUAACAGCAUUUCUUAGUGAUUAUUUCAUCAGUACACAAAAUGAUUCCUCAUUCUUUUGUAGGGAUGCAUCGUAUUCUACUUUAUAUAUGUAUCAUAAUUUAUUGGUCCUUUUGCUGGACAUGUAAUUUCCAGUAUUUUGCUAUUACAAACAAUGCUGCAAUAAAUAACACGUCACAAUUGGCCGGGCGUGGUGGCUCACGCUUGUAAUCCCAGCACUUUGGGAGGCCGAGGCGGGCGGAUCACGAGGUCAGGAGAUCGAGACCACGGUGAAACCCCGUCUCUACUAAAAAUAGAAAAAAUUAGCCGGGCGUGGUGGCGGGCGCCUGUAGUCCCAGCUACUCGGAGAGGCUGAGGCAGGAGAAUGGCGUGAACCCAAGAGG